Messenger RNA from Drosophila navojoa, 963 nucleotides. RefSeq names its product prolyl 4-hydroxylase subunit alpha-1. The record is from RefSeq and is a predicted model, not a curated record. Gene Ontology annotation, cellular component: endoplasmic reticulum. NCBI's taxonomy places the organism in Eukaryota, Metazoa, Arthropoda, Insecta, Diptera, Drosophilidae. Gene Ontology annotation, molecular function: procollagen-proline 4-dioxygenase activity; protein binding.
AAAAGUCAGUCAGUAACAUUUGGUAAAAUGAUUCGACUAAGUGCGGUUCUAUUGAUGCUUGGAUUGGGAUGUUUGGAACUUGGUUAUAUUGCAGCUGAAUGUGCUGGGCCCAGUAUGGGAAUAGAUGGUUAUCUGCAGUUGGAGGCGGCGCUGGUGAAGCACUUGGAAUCUUAUUUGGAGAAAGUGGACAAUGAGCAAGAGACCAUUUCAAGUUACUUGACCGACAUCGACAGUUUGCAUGAGCAUAUGCAUAGUCCGGAGGCGUACUAUGGUAAUCCAAUCAACGCGUUCUUGACCAUUAAUCGGUUCGCCAUCAUCUGGAAGCAUGAGAUAUUUGAUGUACUGCUAGCAAACAGAACGUAUAGCGAGUAUAGAAAUGCGGUCGAGGGCGAGCUGAAUAAAAAGAAACUUAAUGGACCCACGAAUGAGGAUCUCCUCAUCGCCGCUGAGAAUCUGCUGGAUAUGCAGGAGUUCACACGCAUUCCCACCUCUGAGCUAGCCAACGAAGUGGUGCUGAGGGAUUAUAAUACUGACCAGAAUGUGACUUUAAGCGCCAGCGAAUGCCACUCCAUUGGAAGCAAUUUUUAUGAACUGCAGAGCUAUGAGUAUGCAGCUCAGUGGCUACAGCAGGCGCGCAAGCUGGCAUCUCUGGAAAGCUCGGCGAGUGCCUCGGCGAUUAAAAUACGUAUUCUGGAGCACCUGGUUCUGGUAUACAAGAAGCUAAACAGCCUCAAGCUAGCCUAUAAACUCAACAACGAAAUUCUAAAACUCGAACCGAAAAACGAGGCAGCCCUCAAUAAUAAAUCGUUGCUAGAGACGCAGCUGCUGCUCGAUCGCAUAAGGAUAGCAAAGGUGACGGUGAAUGAGCAAAUGGAUGAGAACCACUUAGAGCUAUAAUGGCAAUUGAUUACACAAAUUAAAUUGAUAUCCAAUUGAAAAUAUUGUUAGCAAAUAAAACUUAAA